This is a messenger RNA of Arabidopsis arenosa, 816 nucleotides long. Lineage: Eukaryota; Viridiplantae; Streptophyta; Magnoliopsida; Brassicales; Brassicaceae. The record is from the annotation of a GenBank genome assembly.
GAAAACCCUAGUUUUUGCUCUCUCGAAGUUCCGUCUCUGCACGAGCAAGAUCUCCUACCGAUACAAUGAUUAUCUCAGAGGCUAACCGCAAAGAAAUCUGCAAGUACCUUUUCAAAGAAGGAGUUUGCUUUGCUAAGAAAGAUUUCAAUCUUGCUAAGCAUCCGUUGAUUGAUGUCCCGAACCUGCAAGUGAUUAAGCUUAUGCAGAGUUUCAAAUCCAAGGAGUAUGUUAGGGAGACAUUUGCGUGGAUGCAUUACUAUUGGUUUUUGACCAAUGAAGGAAUCGAGUUCUUGAGAACUUAUCUUAAUCUUCCAUCUGAUGUUGUUCCUGCUACUUUGAAGAAGUCAGCUAAGCCUGUUGGUCGUGCAUUUGGUGGUCCACCUGGUGAUCGCUCAAGGGGACCUCGCCAUGAAGGAGGAGAUCGUUCCAGGUAUGGUGACCGUGAUGCGUACCGUGGAGGUCCUCGUGGUGGUGGUGAAUUUGGAGGUGAAAAGGGUGGAGCUCCAGCAGAUUACCAGCCAUCUUUCCAAGGAAGUGGCCGUGGUUUUGGCCGUGGUGCUGGUGGUUACAGCGCGGCUGCACCAUCUGGUUCAGGUUUGCCUUGAAAAGGAUAUCUCUUUAGUUGACAGUAAGACCUUGGACAUGGAGGAGUUGUUUCAGCUUUGAAUUUUACUUGUGUAAUUCAAAUUCCGGAAUCUUUCAUAAUCUAUCUGAGUUUAGUUUUGUUGUUGAAGCAAACAUCCAAUUUUAAGUUAUGUUUUCCUCCCAUCUUUUCUCUCCCAUUUGAGCUUGCAAAAAUAAUGAUUCCCUCAUUGG